This is a messenger RNA of Halichondria panicea, 1139 nucleotides long. RefSeq lists its product as uncharacterized. Lineage: Eukaryota; Metazoa; Porifera; Demospongiae; Suberitida; Halichondriidae. Bases 42 to 926 code for a protein of 294 amino acids. The transcript has 2 exons. The record is from RefSeq and is a predicted model, not a curated record.
GUGAUACAUCAUCAACUUUACAAGACACCGAGGAUAUCAGAAUGGAAACAACACUCUACAUCUUGCUAACGAUCGCUCUGGUAUCCAGGCCAACCAUUUGCACCCCUGCACCCGAAGAGACUAACUCGGACGAGGGUCGAGAGCAGACUCAAAUUGAUCAGCUGUAUCAAAUCUACAAAGCUACUCAAAACAACAUCAUUCAGCUCAACACCGAGGUCAGCCUCAUCAACGAUCAGCUAGCAGAGUUGAGGGAGAAAUCAGCUUCCAAGUCAAAAGUUGAUGAUGAGCUAUCACAUUUGUCUUCAACAGUCAAAAGCAAUUUCCGACAACUACUAACCGAUUUUCAGCACUUGGAAAACGAGGUUGUGCUAAAUAAUUCUAGAAAGAUUGACGGAGUAUACAGCGAGGUGAAUGCAGUUACUGACAGACUUCAGUCUUCAGUGAGUUCUCUAAACACAGCAAAUGGGGCAACCACGACUCAAUUGAACAGCCUGCAGUCUUCAGUGAGCUCUCUAAACGCAGCCAAUGGAGCAACCACGACUCAGUUGAACAGCCUUCAGACUUCAGUGAACUCUCUGACCACUCGAGUUAACUCUCCAGUGAACCUCUACCAGAACUGCAUCCAGGAGACAGGAAGCUGCACUAACUAUGAACGUGGUUCUGUGUACUGGACCUACUGUAUAACACCAACCCUACCAGUGAACAAAUCCGGAUACUACACACUGAGCAUGGCGUGUAAGUAUGGCCCAAUACCACUCAAGUUGGAUACUAGCACUCUUCGUCAAAGAGAUGGGUCAAAUGUGGAAUGUCUCUGUGUGACUACACAUAUUGAUUCAUCAACAGGAUCACAUUUAUCAUACAACUUCUCUCAAUUUACCUGCACACUAGUCAUCACGAGGUGCCCCAUCUCACAGAACAUUGUUUGAACAGUUAUGAGACUAUUCAUUUACAAACGCUAGCAGCUUAAUCAGUUAUGGGUCAGUGAGUACUAGACCAAAGUAGUCAUUAUCAUUCACGUUACUAGACCUAAUUUAGUAGUCCCUUAUACUAUAGUACUGUUACGUUAGUUGCCAUCACCAUUAUCAUGUUCAGCUCAAUAGUAUUGAUUCAGUACUAAGUUAUUUUAUUCUUCAAACUUG